AUGUUGGCUUCAUCGGCUCCUUGGGAAGCGGGUCGUUCGAACCGUUUGCAUGGUGUGGCUCUCUCUGUUCUGAGGAAGGCCUUACGUCAUGUUCGUGGCCGUAUACCAGAUGAUGAUGGAGAGUUCGGCCUUCUCUUGGACUAUUUGUCGUUUAUUCUCAACUCCCGCCCAUUGGGACGUCUUGUUGAGAUUGAUGCGAAGACGAGGCCUGUGACACCAGAUUUGCUGGCAUUUGGUUAUGAAAAACAAGUUGGUCCUCUUCGAGUAUUGGGUUUUCCUCUCAAGUGUUUUCCUGCCAGAGAUGCCUUGGCCUUCCGUAAGUAUUAUCUUGAAACCUACUGGCGGUCUUUGCGAACUCAUGUUUUGGAGACUCUUGGUAUUGGUAAACAGCGUCGCUGGUCUCCGUAUGUGGGCGAACCUGUUGCAGUGAUCCGCCAACGUAUGCGUAAGGCGGAUCUUGGUAGUUGCUUAGGUUUUGUUGAUGCUAUAAUGUCUGGUAAUCGUGUGAUGGUAAUUCUCCCAGGUGGUCGUAAGCAAAUGGAGUCUAUCCACAACUUGUGCCCCUUCGAGCAGACUGGUAGGUCAGCUGAAGAUUUUAUUGGCCCAAGUCGUGUGGGGGCUCGUAUAUCGGUGAGAAUUGCUGAUAUUAACGGCGACAGCGACCUUUAUACUGGAACGAUUCGUCGUGAUGAGACUGUGAUGUCUCCUGAGGAUCCUCGUGGUCGUUGCCUGGUUACUUGGGAUGAUGGUACUGAGCCAGAAUGGCUGACCCUGGGAGAGGAACAGUGGGAGUUCUCUGAUGAAACUA
Molecule: messenger RNA, 808 nt
Organism: Perkinsus marinus ATCC 50983
Lineage: Eukaryota; Perkinsozoa; Perkinsida; Perkinsidae
Exons: 1
Source: RefSeq, a predicted model, not a curated record